UGUCCGAUUCGAAUCAAUGCGCAAAGUCUGCCCACGUAAUGCUUUGACAAAACGGUUAGAAUGUUGGUACAUCUCCAGAGCAGACUUUGCCUUUGUUCUUCUGCUGGGAUCAUAUUGCUCUUGAAAACCUAAUUGGAAUGUAAGGCUUGUUUGAUUCCCUUACUGACCCAUAACCCCUAAUAUUUCAACCUUUCAUCAAAUUAACCACUUGGUUUCAUCUGGAGUAACCCCAGAAUGUAGGCGCUAUGCUUAGUGGCGAAGUACCCAGACGGUCGAGAACGCAACAAUAUAACCUGACCUAGUUUUGCAUAGUAUGAAAAACUCACAGGUUUAACACGGAACAACGUCAAGUCAUUACUGAUAGCGUAGCAAAAUGAGAAUUAAGGAGGAAUUAACACGGCAGUGUUUGCCUCAAUGCUCUGCUUCAUUGCUCCACGGACAAAGCGAACACAAUUGUAGUUGCGCAACUCUACAGGGGAUGCGUCGUGGAGUCAGAUAGUGGAUCGAGAGAGAGAAAGAGAGAGGGAGAGAUGGCAGGAGGAGACGUGAAGGCUCUUGCAGGAGGAUGCACACUUGGUUCAAGUGUAAUAGCAACAUGGCACAUUUACAAGCAUCUCUGCAAUUACACAGAACCCAUGUACCAACGAUACACUGUUCGCAUCAUCUUCAUGAUCCACGUGUAUGGGCUCAUGUCAUAUUUGGCAUUAGUGAGACCGAGGGAAGCAAUCUAUUUCAGCUCUCUAUGUGGAAUAUACGAGGCGUGGGUGAUCUACAACUUCACGUCAUUGUGUAUCGCAUUUAUUGGGGGUCCAGGGGCUGUAGCCACCAGCCUUCACGGCCGAUACCUGAAGCCCUCGUGGCACCUCAUGACUUGCUGUUGUGAUGCCAUCCCCCUGGAUGGGGUGUUCAUUCGACGAUGUAAAAGAGGGGUGCUCCAGUUUGUGAUUUUGAAGCCGUUGUUGGUGGCAGCAACACUGAUGUUAUAUGAAUCGGAUCUGUAUGAGGACGGCAGUUUCUCCACAACCAAUGGUUACCUAUACAUCACCAUCGUGUACACAUUUUCAUACACGCUGGCGCUGGCAGCUCUGCUGUUGUUUUAUGUGGCCUGCAAGUCCAUGUUGCAGCCAUUCCAGCCGCUCCCAAAGUUCCUUAUCAUCAAAUCAGUUGUCUUCUUGACCUACUGGCAAAGUGUCAUAAUUGCUCUUCUUGCAAGUGGUGAUAUAAUCAAGACAGCGCAAGACGCCCUGGAUGUUCAAAACAUCACCAUUUGCAUCGAAAUGUUGUUUGCGGCCGUUGGGCACCUAUAUGCAUUCCCCUACAAAGUAUAUGCAGAUUCUAACAUCAACGGCGGAGGAAGCCUAACCUACAGCAUUUUGCAUGCACUCAGUUUCUCAGACCUUGUCUACGACACCAUGCAUCAGUUUGCACCUACAUACCAGGAGUAUGUUCUGUAUAGCAAUGGCAGUGAAGAGGCACCCCAACGGCACAGGGUGCCGAUGCUCAUCCCAAUGGGGCUAGGCCAAGAAAUGGACCAAGUGGUGAGGAACAAUUCUAUGACUCAGAUUCUGAGCUUUGGUGAGCCAGAAGGAGCAAAGACGAAUAUUGUGGGAGUGUUGGACACGGAAAGACAAUCCAUACCUGCAGGUGAUCGCAGUCCGCCCACCUACAGCCAGAUGCUAGCAGAUGUGGCAGAUGAUUACCGUGCUUCAGGAUCCACGACGAAGCCAUCGUCAGGCUCCAACAGUUUCUCCGACAACGACUUCAAUCCUCGAGGUGGUAUAAUUCCCCGACUGGACUCUCGCGGGGCAGCUCUUCCAGACCACAACAUCCCUGCUGCUGGAUCAGGAAAAAAUUUAUUCAGACAUUCGAGUACUUGGGACAGUCAAGCAAUGGAUAGUCGGAGAGAAAGUGCAGUGGAAGAAGAGAUCACAGAGUUAACAAAGCUUACCGAGCGGAGGGCGUCAGAGCAUGGACCUCUUGUAGACACAAUUGAUGUCAGGGGUGAGAACGAGGAAUUCUCUGAGGGUUUCAUUCAACGAUGA
Physcomitrium patens is the source of this 2042-nucleotide messenger RNA. RefSeq lists its product as uncharacterized. NCBI's taxonomy places the organism in Eukaryota, Viridiplantae, Streptophyta, Bryopsida, Funariales, Funariaceae. The record is from RefSeq and is a predicted model, not a curated record.